Messenger RNA from Mycena citricolor, 934 nucleotides. The record is from the annotation of a GenBank genome assembly. Lineage: Eukaryota; Fungi; Basidiomycota; Agaricomycetes; Agaricales; Mycenaceae.
CCGAUAUUUACUUGCUCCACAUCAUCUAUACAUACUAUGAAUCUGUAAUAUAAUGUGCUCGAAAAAUACAUGUGCCUUGUCUGCAGUUGGUCACAUGCAGUCGGAAAAUAAGAAUUUACAUUUUUUAGUCAUCGCAGAAGGACACGCUCUGAGCUUCUGAUAUAAAGCAUCCUCACACGGAUCCGACAGGGAGAAUGAGGGCUCAAGUAAAUUGGUGAUUGCUUCGGCGCCGAAAAAGCCAAGCGGUAGCACGGUGUGUGGCGGGAUGCGUCGGCGCAGCACGCCUGUCGAGCUGAACAGUCCAUGGAGCCCAUAUUGAGCCCGAUGUGGCCCUGGGCCGCAUGCGGCGGAUGCGUCCGCCCCGCGCACCUGGCGGCUACCGUGGACGUCGAGGGGCCAUCGGCCGCAUGCGGCAGAUGCAUCCGCCCAGCGCACCUGGCAGCUACCGUGGACGUCGGGGGGCCAUCGGUCAUGCGCAGAGGUCGUCCGUUGCCGGGGCAUGAGCUGGAGGGUCUAUGGAAUCGAUAUUGAGCAGGGCGGGGCCCGAUCUGGCCCUGGACCGCAUGCGGCGGAUGCAUCCGCCCAGCGCACCUGGCAGCUACCGUGGACGUCGGGGGGCCAUCGGUCAUGCGCAGAGGUCGUCCAUUGCCGGGAAUUGAGCUGCAGGGGUCUAUGGAAUCGAUAUUGAGCAGGGCGGGGCCCGAUCUGGCCCUGGACCGCAUGCGGCGGAUGCGUCCGCCCAGCGCACCUGGCAGCUACCGUGGACGUCGAGGGGCCAUCGGUCAUGCGCAGAGGUCGUCCGUUGCCGGGGCAUGAGCUGGAGGGUCUAUGGAAUCGAUAUUGAGCAGGGCGGGGCCCGAUCUGGCCCUGGACCGCAUGCGGCGGAUGCGUCCGCCCAGUGCACCUGGCAGCUACCGUGGACGUCGAGGGGCCA